Messenger RNA from Colletotrichum acutatum, 2594 nucleotides. RefSeq lists its product as uncharacterized. The coding region runs from base 333 to 2357 and encodes 674 amino acids. The record is from RefSeq and is a predicted model, not a curated record. Gene Ontology annotation, molecular function: protein binding. The transcript has a single exon. NCBI's taxonomy places the organism in Eukaryota, Fungi, Ascomycota, Sordariomycetes, Glomerellales, Glomerellaceae.
CAGCCACUGGUCUGGCUCGCUCGCUCAGCUCAGCUCACUGCACACGUUCACGGCGCUCAUCAAAAUUUGACUCACUCUCAUCUCACGUCGCGCGCCUCUCACCCCAACGGCCGCAUUCCUCACUUCUCCUACUGGUUUGCUUCACUUUUGCGAUACCUACUCAACUUCAAAUCUAUAGACUUACUGUCCCGACGACAUCUACGACGCCCCCGACAACGGCGACCGAGAGCAAAACACACAGUCAGGUCCUUUCGAGGGGGCGACAUCCCCCCUAACAGCGAAACCCCACGACGCCGUGAGCCAGCCCGAAACCCCCAAGAAAACCAUCCGCCAUGCGCCCGAACAAGGCCCCGCGAUGGGGGGCGGUGAGCCGCACCUCCGACAAAGCCUCCAUCCUCACCCUCCUCGGCAUCUCAGAGCUCCUCAAGCUCCGUGGUAAAUGGCGCAUGGCCCUGCGCCUCGGCACCUUCGCCCUCCGCCAGUCUCAGGGCUUGGGGACGCUGACCGAGGGGCUCGCCCUGCUGAGCGUUGGCCACGCCUAUCGCAACCAAACCCCCGAAGACUGGAUCUCGGCCCAGCACCACCUCCGCAUGGCGAAACUCCUCCUCGAGGGUCUCCCGACGAGUGAGGACCAGAUUUUCUACCUCAUGCGCGCCGUCCUUCUUCUCGGCGACACGCUCGUGCGACGCGAGGAUCUGGGCGACAUUGCCGAGGCCGAAGAGCUGGCUCACCUCGCCGAGCGCCUGCUGCGCCAGAGCCGCGAAGGGCGCUCAUCUGAUUCCGGCAGCAGCAGCAAGGGUAGGUCGUUCCGCUGGACACUCUUCACAGGCUCAUGGCGUGACUUUUGCCUACACUCCAUGGUCGAGCUGGGCGAAAUCUACUACUACACGAGUCGCUGGGCCGAAGGGGAGAAGCUGCUGCGCGAGCUGGUGCCCACGCUGGUGCGGCGGAGGGGCAAACGCCACGUCACGACGAUCGAAGCGCAGCGCGACCUGGCGAGCAUGCUUGUGAACCAGGACAAGUACGAAGAGGCUGAGAUCGCGUACCGCAUUGCGCGGGACUGGAACGAGGAGGUACCUGUCUUCGGACACGAAGAGAAGGCCGCCAUCGACUAUAACAUCGCAAUGUGCCUCUCCGAGCGCGGGCGGGACGAGGAGGCCCGCGUGGAGAUUGGCAACAUGGACCUAGCCGCCGACCUACUACACUACGCCAACGGCGAGUGGACGCUGAAGCUGGCGCGGCUCACGAGCCUGCGGCUGAAAAAGUACGACGAGGUCAUUGGGCUCUGCCGGCGCUUUCAGCGCGUGCUGGACGAGCACAGGGCCCGGUUCGGGGUCUGCAGCACCGUGACGCUGCGCAACAUGGAGGAUCACGUUACGGCGCUCAAGGCCUUGCGGAGGUGGGACGAGGCGAUUGUCAUCCUGCGCGACAUGUGCCGGCGUGAGGCGAGCGACGUCGCGCGCGUGGUUGAGCAGACGCUGGAGACGCGGCUGAACCUCGCGCAUACGCUGCGGUGUGCGGGGCUUCAUGAAGAAGCGGCGUACGAGUACCGCAAGUGUCUUGAGAUCGAGCGGGCGGCGUCCAACGACUUCCAGGACGAGGCGCAGAUUCGGAAUAUACUAAAGUACCUCGCGUACCUAUACGAGCUGGCGGGCGACAAGACGAACGCGCUGAUUGCGUAUUCGCAGCUGCAGAGGGAGUACUGGGGCCGGCCGAGCCAUCAUAGGAAUUUUAUAAAGUACGAGUGGUGCCGGGGCAAGAUGUUUAUGUUGCAGGGUCGGUGGGAGCACGCGUUGAAGCUGCUACUGGGCGCGCUUGCUGUCAAGAGGGGGAUCGAGACGGCUGUGUCCAUCAUCACAGGGUUGCCGAUCGAGGCAGUACAUGCUAUGCAACCUGGGAGGAGGGUACCCGAACCGACGCAACAGGACAUAUCAGAAGUCGACGACGAGACCGACGAGGAGGAACAAGAUCUCAAGGGUUUGGAAAAGGUGGACACUCGAGGUCAGGUUCAGGUCCAAGAGUUAGAUGGUCCGGAUACCUCUGAUGACGAAGCGGAGCAGCAGUCAUGGGAUGAGAUUGACUGGUGGGAAGAGGUCAUCAAGGACGCCGUGGACGCUGUACGGCGCGAGGAGCCUUUCCAGGCCUGCACGCCGCUCGACGAGGCUGACUCUGAGGUGGACGAUGAUGAUGUUGAGGAGACAGUGGACGCCGUGCUUACCCUGAAGAGCGGGUAUCCUGCCGUGCCUGCGGGCGACGAGUGGUCACAGCCGCAGUGGCCGCGGCUCCCGGAUACGUAUGAAGAGCUGGUGAUUCAGCAGCGAAGUGUUGUUGAGGAAAGUAGACCAUGGGUUCCGUGAGGGCAUUCAGGGACGAUGAUGAGGAGGGUCUCGAGGCGUUUGUUGCAUAAAACUUUGUUUGAUGAUAUCCGGAGUUGGGCAUGAUGCUUUGCAUCAGACGGUUUGGAGGAGUGUCUUUGUUGGCACUUCAUGCUGGUUGGAUCAAUGGAGAACGUACAUAAAGGUUGGACAGGACUGGAUAUAAUGACUUUUACGCCCCCUUGACUAUAAAAUAAUGACAUUGCAUAUUACUCUUCG